CCGGCCAGGUCGUUCACCGAGAUGGCGCCCAACAACGCUUCGCGGGCUCUCGUCGCGGCACUGCUCGCUGCCGGGUGCGCGGCGCUGGCGUCGUCGGCCACGACGCACACCGUCGGCGGCGUGCACAGCUGGAUGACCGGCGUCGACUAUGCCGCCUGGGCCAGCGACAAGACGUUCGUCGUCGGAGACCAGCUAUUGUUCAGCUACGUGAGGACGGAUCACACGGUGACGGAGGUGAGCAGGAGCGGCUACGACGCCUGCUCCGGCGGCGACGCGCGGAGCGAGGACAACAACAGCGGCCUGACCACCGUCACGCUCGCGACCCCCGGCGCGCACUACUUCAUCUGCGUCGUCCCCGACCACUGCGCCAGCGGCAUGAGGCUCGCCGUCAACGUCUCCGCGGCGCCCUCCUCGGGGGCUGCCGCGACGGCAUCAGGCGCCGCCGGGGGCGCACUGCAGGUUCCGGUGACGGUUCCCGUCGUCGUCGCCGCCGCCGCAACGGGUGCUCUGACCAAGCUCGCGCUGCUCUGAGGCAGUCUAUCCCGCGUCCGUUGGCGCGCGCGACUCGGCGUCUCAAGGGGCAGGGCAGAUCGCGGAGAAACGUGCAUUAUAUGCAACACAUCUCCGAUACGUUAGAUGUUUUGCACGAAAAGAUUAGUUUGUACCUGAUAUGUUUGUUUCGAGAAAUCGUUCGUGGC
Messenger RNA from Panicum virgatum (switchgrass), 698 nucleotides. RefSeq names its product blue copper protein-like. Lineage: Eukaryota; Viridiplantae; Streptophyta; Magnoliopsida; Poales; Poaceae. The record is from RefSeq and is a predicted model, not a curated record. Bases 22 to 531 code for a protein of 169 amino acids. The transcript has 2 exons. Gene Ontology annotation, molecular function: electron transfer activity. Gene Ontology annotation, cellular component: plasma membrane.